Molecule: messenger RNA, 798 nt
Organism: Alligator mississippiensis (American alligator)
Lineage: Eukaryota; Metazoa; Chordata; Crocodylia; Alligatoridae
Product: matrix metalloproteinase-27-like
Biological process (GO): extracellular matrix organization; proteolysis; collagen catabolic process
Cellular component (GO): extracellular matrix
Molecular function (GO): zinc ion binding; metalloendopeptidase activity
Source: RefSeq, a predicted model, not a curated record
AUGGGUAUUCGUAUGGAUAUCUGUGACAGGACUGGUCCUAGGGGAUUCAACUUGUUUCUUGUUGCUGCUCAUGAGUUGGGCCAUGUACUAGGUCUCCCCCAUUCUGCUGAUCCGAGGGCCUUGAUGUUUCCCAGUUAUGCCUAUUUCAAAGUUUAAGAUUUUCCUCUCUCUCAAGAUGACAUUAUUCACAUUCAGGCCAUUUAUGGGCCCCGGUCAUUCUUUCCAGUUAAAUCAUCUAAAGUCUGUGGCUCCAAGGUGUCUUUUAGUGCUAUCACAACAUUACGCAGAGAAGUCAUGUUUGUGAAAGGCAGGUAUUUAUGGAGAGUCUAUCCUGAUACCUUUGAAGUUGAACUUGAAUUAAUUUCUACAUUCUUGCCCUUUCUUCCAUUUGGUAUUCAAGCUGCUUAUGAAAAUACUAAAGAUCAGACUCUAUUUUUCAAAGGCAAUAAUUUCUGGGUUAUCAGUGGGUAUCAGGAGCUGCCUGGUUAUCCUAAGAAUAUCAGCACAUUGGGUUUCCCAAGCAGUGUUAAGAAAAUUGAUGCAGAAAAGAACACAGGGAAAACGGACUUUUUUGUAGGUGACAAGUAUUGGAGGUAUGAUGAAAACAGUCAAACCAUGAAAAGAGGUUAUCCACGAAGAAUAGUAGAUGACUUUCCAGGAAUUGGCAGUAAAGUUGAUGCUGUUUUCCAGUAUAAAGGACUCCUUUACUUUUUCUAUAGAUCAAAGCAGUGGGAAUUCAACCCUAAUACUAACAAUGUUGUUCGUGAGCUGAAGAGCAACAGCUGGUUUCACUGUUAA